AACGAGGAGGCUCUCCGGGGAUCAACGGAUGAUCGUGGUGGGAGGGUAAGACCCUAUAUUAGUCCUAUACUGUCCUAUCCUGGAUUAGUGCAAACCAAGAGAUCAUCAUGCAAACAGCCCUUACCAUACUAGGCCUCGUCGGCUUCUUUUUCGUCGUAUCGUUAGCUACUCCGCCAUCCUACAUGGACUACGAAUCUAUGGACGACGGAGUCGAACGUGACGACAGGGGAGAAAGAAUCGUUUAUGGAAUUCAGGUCAAAAGGGGUUGCGUCCCGAGAGGUGGAAACUGCGACCACAGAGCUGCUGAUUGCUGCUACAGCACGGCCUGUAGAUGUAACUUGUGGGGUGCAAACUGUCGUUGCCAACGCAAGGGGCUUUUCACCAAACUUGGAUAGACAACGGAAGACAUUUGACAACUGACACCAUUAAAUUAAAAAAAAAUCUUGUAUAUAAGGUCCAGAGGCCUUCUGUGAUUUUUUGAAAUAUAUGCAAAUACAUUGUUUCCAUAAUUA
Cimex lectularius (bed bug) is the source of this 512-nucleotide messenger RNA. RefSeq names its product U8-agatoxin-Ao1a-like. Gene Ontology annotation, molecular function: ion channel inhibitor activity. The transcript has 3 exons. Gene Ontology annotation, cellular component: extracellular region. Bases 108 to 395 code for a protein of 95 amino acids. The record is from RefSeq and is a predicted model, not a curated record. NCBI's taxonomy places the organism in Eukaryota, Metazoa, Arthropoda, Insecta, Hemiptera, Cimicidae.